AGAAAUAUUUUAAGUUUAAAUUCUUUUUAGCUAAUAUAGCUACUUCAUUGAUCAUUUACAUUAAGCCAAGUGAAUUUAAACAUGGCCCACUGGUUCCACCGUAACCCAUUCAAAGCAACAGCUGCUCAAUCUUUUGAUGUUAGAAAAAUUUCAAUGAAGUCCGAUUUCAACAAAGUGAUGGGAGACCUUAGAAAUGCAAGGAAUGCCUUAUUGUCUUUGUUCAACGAUCCAUUAGCAUCUCCUGAUAAAAUGGAGUCAGUCAGCAGUGAUUACUUCUCCUUAAUUCAAGGUUUAUUUGAAGUUCCUGCUCCAACUACAGAUGAUGCCAGCACUUCUCAGACAGAGACCACAACUGAAAUAGAGGAUUCAAAAACUGAAAAAGAAAAAGACAAUAAAAAAGAUAAAAGUAAGACUGAAGAUGAAAGACCUGUCGGCAUGGCAAUAACUCUAAAAACCUUCUUUAAGUUUAAGUGGACGCAGACAUUAUAUGUUGGCAAACCUCCAUUGGUUGAAGAUGAUGCAGAGUUUGAUUUCGUCAACAUGGGGAUUAACGUUGCACUUUGGUACACCAAACAUGCUGCUAAACUUGCUGCUCAACCAGAAUUAAAAAUGGAAGAUGCAAAAGAAAUACACAGCUGCUUGAAGAAAGCUGCUGGUAUGUUCAAAGAGUUCAAGGAUAAUCAAGCUGGAAAACUAAAGAAUCCACCUCAGAAAUGUUCCGAUUUAGAUCCAAAUGUGUUGGAAUGUUAUAUCAUGUGUUGUCAGGCAGAAGCUCAAGAAGUGACAAUUGCAAGAGCGGUGGAGAAGAAGCAUAAAGAUUCCCUGAUUGCUGCACUUGCAAAUGAAACUUCAAAAUAUUUCCAACAAGCUGACCAUAUGCUCAACUCAAAAGACCAAAUCAUUGUUGGAAAAUGGAGAAAAUAUCUUCAACUGAAAGAAAAGUUUUAUAAAUCAUAUGCGUUAUGUUAUUAUGGUAGUGGAUUGCUAAGUGAUGAGAAAUGUGGAGAUUCAGUUCGUUGUUUAAUGGACAGUAAUCAAGCUUUUGAAGAAACAGACAAACUAUGCAAGGAAUACAUCACAACCAAAGGAGCAGGAUCAACCAUAAGACCUCACGAACAUGCGUUUUACAGAAAUUUUCAAAAAGAUUUACAAAGAAAGUUAAAGAAAAGUGAAUCAGAGAAUGGAUUUAUAUACCAUCACAAAAUCCCUCCUGUUGCCCCCAAUAUGUCCUUACAAGCCACCCAUGGAUUAGUUGAACCAACUCCAUACACUGUACCAUUUCUAAGUUCAAGUUGGACUAAAGCAGUUUAUGCCGGUUUCAGCAUCAGUAAGAACGUUGCUCAAAAUAAAAAGUCCAAAGUAAAAACAGAAAAAGAAGGCGAAAUCCAAAAUAUAAAAGAACCUGACAUUAAAGUAACAAAGGACAAUGGAUGUAUUGUUUCGUGAUUAUUUCUAUUACAUAUAAUUAAUCACGAUGUAUGCAGUUCAUUCAAAUAACGAAGCAAUAUAAUCGUGUAUGGAAUACGCGCGUGUAAAGUAUUUUGCACUUGCUAGUCGUCACGUCAAUACCCUCUGUUAUUAACGUAUUGUGAGUCGUGCGUACAUUGCGUUAUUACGUAUACACACGUAACGUGUAUCACGAUAAUUUAUUCACAGUUGGGGAUAUUUUAUUGAUUAAAACUGCUAUUAUUUCUUUCCUUGUGUGAUAUGUAAAAGCGUAAGUGAUGUACCAUUAUUUUAUUUACUUGUGUAUAUUUUGAACAGUUUUAUCAAUUGUUUAUUAUCCUUCUUACUGUAAAUAUGGUACCGUGGGCAUUUGAAUUACUGCAGUAUAAUAUUAAAUCAGCCCUAGCUUG
Molecule: messenger RNA, 1856 nt
Organism: Ciona intestinalis (vase tunicate)
Lineage: Eukaryota; Metazoa; Chordata; Ascidiacea; Phlebobranchia; Cionidae
Product: BRO1 domain-containing protein BROX-like
Source: RefSeq, a predicted model, not a curated record